Molecule: messenger RNA, 1208 nt
Organism: Aspergillus pseudonomiae
Lineage: Eukaryota; Fungi; Ascomycota; Eurotiomycetes; Eurotiales; Aspergillaceae
Product: DUF3632 domain-containing protein
Exons: 1
Coding region: 448-1002 (184 amino acids)
Source: RefSeq, a predicted model, not a curated record
UCUGUCUACUGCUCUGGAACUCACGCUCUAGAUACUGGACUGUCAUCAACAUGCUGAGGAACUCCCAUUAUGAAUCAUUUUUGGCCGAGCAGGCAGCACAGAAAUGGCCCCCUCGCGAGGACACUCUCACUGCCUUUCGAUUCCUCUUGACCGACUCCUCGGUGUCGCCUGUGGAAGUAGCCAAGAUAGCCCUUUCCUGCGCGACCACUGAAGCGAACUCCAUCCCAGAAUACGGCGACAUCUGGUCGGUCCUCAUGGCGGCCGUGGAGCGAUUUCCAGAACAAAGCGACCGACUCGUGGACUUCACCGUUGCACUACAGCAACUGCCCAAUUAUGAUGGGGAGAUGCACGAAUUAGAUGGGCUUGCGAUGCAUUUGGCUGAGUUUACUUUCAACCGUGGGUUAUUUAUUCAGUGACGCUGGAUCCCCAGGCAGACUCUAAACAGGAAUGGAUGCCGAUCACCCCUUCAACGAAACGACGCGCGACCAAGAGCGGCGCGGCUUCGUCAAUGCGAACCUCUUCACAGCCAAGCUUUACUUGCAGAUCCCCCGGACGAAUCCGUUUGGAUUUUUCAUUGGCUUUGGGUCACAGGUGUUGAGAAAGACUCUGGAGUCAGCCCCAUGGGAGAAAUUCCAUCAUCCGCGCAUUGAAGCCUAUCUUGAAGACGUCGAGGAAGACUCGUUGUACAAUCAGCUGCGCGAUGAGGAGCUGGAGGAGAUCGAUAUCAGGACGCUGAAUGGGUUUGUGCCCGCUGCGGCGGUGUGGAUCGAGUAUUGUGGUAAGGAGAAAUAUGACAAAGCUGGCUCCUUGGGACGGGAGAUUCCUGCUUGGGACAAAUGGACUGGACCUGAAGGCUGGUCAAAGGACCGAUGGGCAUUCUGGAAAAAACGGUUCGAAUGGAUCUCCACUGUUAGGGCGUUGGAUCGCACGACGAGAAAGAUAGCUACGAACCUGGUGGAACAGAUGACCAGAAUUGUGCGAGGAGAAGAUGGGAUCAUUUAGUGGAGACCAGUGUAUUAAGGCAAAAGUAUCAGAAUACUUGAACACAAAUAAUGUGCGUCUGGGAUACUACUCGGACGGGCAUGUAGCUUUGUGUAUACAUUCGAGUUGGCUCAACACCGUCAGAUUCGCCGGAGAUUUUCCUUUGGAGCUAGUUGCAUGCCACCGAAUCGAGUAGUUCGUAAUACGAACGUCGCUUCGCCACAGAC